AUCGUAGAUCAAAAGCUUGACGCGUGGUGCAGGUCUACGUCAUCAAUGAGGGGCGUUGUGGGGUAAGAAGCCGCAUAGCCUGAUAUCAUUUCUGUAUUUCAUCGAUUGUGAAUUUCUAUCAAGACAAUCCUUUCGGAACACUGAAUUGAGCUCUUUACAUUUUCUUGAUUAUCUGAAAUUUCAAUUGCCACAAUGUCCUACAACGACUCUUCUUAUAGCCAAGGCGGAGGCGGAGGGGGAGGCCGUGGAUACGGAGGCCGUGAUGACGACCGUCGUGAACAAGGUGGAUAUGCUGGUGACGAGCGACGCAAUGAGGGCUAUGGCCGAGACGAGGAACGUCGUGGUGGAGGUGGUGGCUACGGACGGGAUGACGACCGCCGUGAACAAGGAGGAUAUGGUGGGGGCCGGGACGAAGACCGCCGCCAAGAAGGACACAGUAGCUCCGGAGGGUAUGGCGGUGGAGAGAGACGCCAAGAAAGCGGGUACGGAGGAGGAGAUGAUAGGAGGGAAGAACAUAACGGACGACGUCAAGAAGGGGGUGGAUAUGGUGGAUCCGGGGGAUCUGGGGGUUAUGGAGGAGAUGAUAGACGUCAAGAGAGCAAUCGCUAUGACGAGCGUCCCAGCGGUGGAAACAACGACCGUCCCUCAGGAGGAUAUUCAGGAAGCGACAACUACAACAAUGAGCGCCCUUCAGGGGGUUAUAGUGGCGGUUCAGGAGGCUAUGGUGGUUCAUCAGGCCACCAUGAUGGCCAACAGUCUUCCGGCACAUCAUAUGGUGGUGGGGGCUACGGGGGCUCAGAUGAGUUCUCUUCCGCAGCUCAACACGCUCAAUCUAGCGCCGGUAACUCAGGCGACUCAAAUCUGUUCAGCUCAGCGCUCGGCCUGCUCUCGGGCAAGAAGGAUAAACUCAAGAAUGAGGAUCUCGACGAAGAUGAUGCAGUUCGACAGCAUGAGCAGAUGUAUGGCAGCGGCGGUCAGGGUGGAAGCCAGCAAGCUAGCUCGAACAAUGUCGGUGCUGCAGCAGCCAUGCAAGCGUUAAAGAUGUUCAAUGGUAGCAGUGGUGAAGAUGCGAAGGGUGGACAGAACAAGUUCAUUGGGCUCGCGAUGGGGCAGGCUGCUCAGUUGUUCGACAAGCAACAGAGCCAGGGCAAGACUAAUCCGGAAGCUACAAAGCAAGACGCUAUUGCUCAAGCUGCUCAAAUGGCGCUGAAGUUCUACAUGAAGAGCGAGAUGGGUGGAAGCGGCGGCAGUGGCGGCGGUAGCUCUGGCGGCGGACUCGGUGGACUGCUGAAUUUGGCUAGCAAGUUCAUGAAGUAAAUAUGGAAUUUCUUACUUGAGGCUUAGUCGAUAACAACACAAACAUAGCUGAGUAAAAUACACAGUCAUAUAUUGACACUUCCCGCUUUUCGUGUUUUUUCCCUUACUGGUAGAGGGGAUUUACCGGUUGGUUUUAUUUGUGUCUAUUUUGUGAUACCCCAUCUUGUUUUCCAUAUAAAACUCUAUAAAAUAUAUUGACACUUAUCAAUCCUCAUCAUGCAGUUUACGA
Messenger RNA from Cucurbitaria berberidis CBS 394.84, 1546 nucleotides. RefSeq lists its product as uncharacterized. Lineage: Eukaryota; Fungi; Ascomycota; Dothideomycetes; Pleosporales; Cucurbitariaceae. The transcript has 3 exons. The coding region runs from base 193 to 1317 and encodes 374 amino acids. The record is from RefSeq and is a predicted model, not a curated record.